UGCAAGCUGGGUUCAUUACCAGGCGGGAGGCAUGGGUGAGCCGGCAAGUGGUUUCGCGACUCCCAGGGGGUGGUUUCCAGCUCCCGAGCUGACCCCCACGUUGGGGCCUCUGAGCGACGGUGCCUCGCUGCCGGACAACUGGAUGCUCUGGGCGACGCUGCCGCCACCACCUCCGCCUUCGUCGCUUCCCGCGGCAGCGUCCAAGCCUCCCUCCGAGGCGCAGACCUCCGCGGAGGCCCAGGCUCUCCCCGAGGCGCCUCCCCCAUUCGACGCCCAGAUUCUUCCCGGGGCUCAACCCCCCUUCAACGCCCAGUCCCCCCUUGAUUCUCAGGCUCAACUCAAUGGCCAGCCUUCCUGGAAUUUCCAGGCUUCAACAUCAUGGUGCUGGACACAGUCUCCUGGUGUUUUUCCUUGGCAUCAGCAAUCCCACAACACUCCAGUUAAACAUUCUUAUUUUCCACGAAAACAUGAUGCAAAGGUCAAUGACUUCAACGUCUCUCCCAGGAGAAAACAGAAGAAAAAGAAAAGAAAGGAACCAGUUUUUCACUAUUUUUGUGAUACCUGUGAUCGUGGUUUUAAAAAUCAAGAGAAGUUUGAUAAGCACAUGUCUGAACAUACAAAAUGCCCUGAAGUAGAUUGCUCUUUUAGUGCACAUGAAAAGAUUGUCCAGUUCCACUGGAGAAAUAUGCAUGCUCCUGGUAUGAAGAAAAUCAAGUUAGACACUCCAGAGGAGAUUGCAAGAUGGAGGGAAGAAAGAAGAAAAAAUUACCCAACUCUGGCUAAUAUUGAAAGGAAGAAGAAGUUAAAACUCGAGAAGGAAAAGAGAGGAGCAGUGUUGACAACAACGCAGUAUGGCAAGAUGAAGGGGAUGACCAGACAUUCACAGAUGGCACAAAUCAGAAGUCCUGGCAAACAUCACAAAUGGAAAAAUGGCCGUGCUGGACAGAGAGCACCCAUUGGGUCAGGCCAUCACUUAUGUGAUUCGAAGCCUGAGAGUCCACCCGCGGCAAAUUCAGACCCUCUGGGUGUUUUGGUAAACACCGAUUCUGAGUCUGAUAGAGAGGAGAAACCGCAAAGUGCUGUCAUACCCAAGGAAGUGACUCCAGCCCUGUGCUCCCUAAUGAGCAGCUAUGGCAGCCUCUCGGGGUCAGACAGUGAGCCAGAAGAGGCUCCCAUCAAGACUGAAGCAGACGUUCUGGCAGAAGACCAGGUUCUUCAUAGCAAUACUCCAAAGAAACCAAGUCAAGAUGUUAAAGCAACUGUUAGAAAUUCCUCAGAAGCCAAAUAUGAGAGCCAAAAGAAAAGUUUUAAAAACACAAAUCCUAAGAGGAAAAAGAAUUAUCGCAACCAUCAAACAUUAUUUGAACCAAGAACACACCAUCCAUAUCUCCUGGAAAUGCUUUUAGCUCCGGACAUUCGACAUGAAAGAAACGUGAUUUUGCAGUGUGUUCGGUACAUCAUCAAAAAAGACUUUUUUGGACUUAAUACUGCUGCUGCGAAAGCUAAAGCUGAAUAGGUGUCUGGUGUUUUAGCACACAUAUCUGAAGUGUGUAAAAUAGUAACAUCCUCAAGUUUGUGGAGGAAAACUUUUUUUUUGUAAAAAAAAAAAACAAACUGGAUUAAUUAUUAAGCCUCAUGAACUAUUAUGUAGGAUUUUCAAGUCUUACCUUUGACUCUAUACAAAUAAAUACAUAACUGAUUUUUGAGACUGUG
Messenger RNA from Hippopotamus amphibius kiboko, 1713 nucleotides. It is a transcript of the gene NUFIP1, whose product is annotated as nuclear FMR1 interacting protein 1. Gene Ontology annotation, cellular component: nucleus. The record is from RefSeq and is a predicted model, not a curated record. NCBI's taxonomy places the organism in Eukaryota, Metazoa, Chordata, Mammalia, Artiodactyla, Hippopotamidae. Gene Ontology annotation, biological process: box C/D snoRNP assembly. The transcript is spliced from 10 exons. Bases 32 to 1516 code for a protein of 494 amino acids. Gene Ontology annotation, molecular function: RNA binding.